Ceraceosorus bombacis is the source of this 620-nucleotide messenger RNA. Lineage: Eukaryota; Fungi; Basidiomycota; Exobasidiomycetes; Ceraceosorales; Ceraceosoraceae. The record is from the annotation of a GenBank genome assembly.
AUGUUCUCUCUCAAGGCCCUUCUCGUCGUUGCGUUCGUCGCAGCAAGCAGCGUUUCCAGCGCCAGCAUCGCUGCUCGCCAAUCCAGCGUCAGCUGCGGUGGACACUCGAUCUCUUCCAGCCAGAUCCAAACCGCUCUGCAGACCGGCUACGACGACUACCAGAAUGGCAGCUCUCCUUCAGGCUACCCUCACGCUUACUACCAGUGCGUGAUCCAGCAAAUGUGUUGUCCCACGUCUUGAGUGGAGAAAGAGAAGGAAGAGAUCACUUGUUGACUUUUGUCCAAGCUUGCUUUUGCAGAUACGCCGAUGAGCACAUUACCCUCCAGUGCGGCGGCAACUCUUACCACGAGUUCCCCAUCACUGGCUCUACCCCCUUCACUGGCGGCUCUCCCGGGUGAGUGACCGACACGGAGGAAUAGCCCGGGCCUCAACCAUGCUGCUGCUGCUGCUGCUGCCGAAAUGUCAAGCAAGCAGUGACGCAUCACACACAUGCUGACGCUUGGACUUUGGCUUCCCCCUCACUUAGCGCCUACCGUGUCAUCUUCAACGACGACGGCGACUACUGCGCCACAGUCUACCACGCGAGCAAGUCUGACAACUCCUUUGCUCAGUGCAACUAA